CAGAGUGAAUGAAAUCAAAUUUGCAGAGAGAAGAUAAAGUGAAAAUGGUGAUCAGUGCAUUGGCACCGAACGGCGGCACCGGCGAAUUCAGCUACUCCAAAAAUUCUCACUUUCAGAGACAAAGCUUAGGAGUUGAAGACAGUAAGAUCGAAGAAGAAAUUGAGAAGAAGCUGGAUGUGAAAGCACUAGCUUCAGCUUCGAACAUGAUUAUUCGCAUAGCGGAUUUUGGGUGUGCGACUGGUCCAAACACCUUCGUGAAUGCACACAAGGUGCUUGAAGCAAUGAGAGAAAAGUACAAAAGGCAAUGUCCAAACACGGAAGCAAAACCAGAAUUUCAUGUCUUCUUCAAUGAUCUACCAUCGAACGAUUUCAACACCCUUUUCACCUCUUUGCCUGAAGAUAGAAGCUACUUUGCAUGUGGGGUUCCUGGUUCUUUCUACAAUCGUUUGUUUCCCCAUUCGUGUAUUCAUUUUGCAUGCAGCAGUUUGGCCCUCCAUUUUCUUUCAAAGUCACCAGAAGUGUUGCAGGAAAAGAAGAGUCCCGCAUGGAACAAAGGUAGAAUUCACUACACAGGUGCUUCCAAGGAAGUGGUUGAUGCAUAUGCAAAUCAAUUUGCUGAGGAUGUUGGAAAGUUCUUGGAUGCUAGGGCUAUGGAGUUGGUCCCUGGUGGCAUGUUGGUCAUAGUCAUGCCUGGUGUUCCCCAUGGCAUGCCUUAUUCUGAGGUCAUAAUUGGCAUGAUGUUUGAUUGCAUGGGAUCUAUCCUCAUCGACCUUUCAAAGGAGGGGUUGUUUGAUGAAUCUAAAAUUGAUUCCUUCAAUUUUCCUUUCUAUGCCUCAAGUCCAGAGGAGAUGAGAAAGGCGGUAGAGAGAAAUGGAAGAUUCAACAUUGAAAGAAUGGAGUUAACAAAUCCAGUACCAUGGUUAAAGAACAUAGAAAAAGUAAUACCUGAUUGGAUAAUUCAUGUGAGGGUUGUGAUGGAAGCAAUUUUCAGCAGACACUUUGGAAAUGAAGUCACUCAUCAAAUGUUCCAACGUUUAACCAAACACAUGUUAGACAAACUUGAAAUAUUGGAAACAAAAUACAGAGACAAAGUUCAACUUCUUGUUGUAUUACAGAAAAAGGAGUAAGUGUUCUUUGUAUUUUGCAAUAAAAGGUAAACUUUAUUUGUCAAAAACUGCCUUCACGUUGCUGUGGCGUGGCUGUUGCCGUAACGUGACCCUGCAGUGACGUCUUAUUCGUGUGUUGAGGGAUCUUUCAAUCGAGGGUUUGUUAUGCGUUUUUUGUCACUCCGAUCGUCGAGGGAGGCUGUUGUGAUUGUUGUCGCAUCAGUCGCUGAGAGGCCCUGCUGCGUUCGUUAUCGCACCUCGAGGAAAGUCGUGCUAUGAUUGUAAGUUUGGGAUAUAUUUGCUUUUCUGUUAUAAGUUGAGGUCGAUCUCGGCAUGGUGUAAUGUUCGGUUUUCUGUCAUGAAUUUCAUUAAAUAGUUUGUGUUAAUCCAUCUAUACGUGGUGUAACUGAAUCUUGAUCAGUAAAACAACAAUACAAUUAGUUUUAGUCA
Molecule: messenger RNA, 1556 nt
Organism: Vigna angularis (adzuki bean)
Lineage: Eukaryota; Viridiplantae; Streptophyta; Magnoliopsida; Fabales; Fabaceae
Product: loganic acid O-methyltransferase
Exons: 3
Coding region: 9-1127 (372 amino acids)
Biological process (GO): methylation
Molecular function (GO): S-adenosylmethionine-dependent methyltransferase activity
Source: RefSeq, a predicted model, not a curated record